Molecule: messenger RNA, 753 nt
Organism: Verticillium alfalfae VaMs.102
Lineage: Eukaryota; Fungi; Ascomycota; Sordariomycetes; Glomerellales; Plectosphaerellaceae
Exons: 3
Coding region: 1-753 (250 amino acids)
Source: RefSeq, a predicted model, not a curated record
AUGGCCUCCAAGAUCCUGUCCCUCCUCUCCAUCGUUGCCGCCGGCAUGGAGCAGGGCCGUGACGCCUCUCUCACCUCGGCCGACUGCAACCUCAGCCUCUGCAAGGCCUUCAAGUUCGAGGACAACCCCGCCGCCAACAUCCAGUCCUACAGCCCCGGCGAGACCGUCAACAUGCUCGUCCGGAUCGGUGCCCCCCACACCGGCAUCGCCAACGUCUCUGUCGUUGACACCACCACCAACACCAUCAUCGGCACCCCGCUGAUCGAGUUCACCAACUACGCCUCCACCCGCACCGGUGUCGCCGCCAACAACACCGACUUCAGCUUCGACCUCCCCGCCACCCUGCCCGCCCAGUGCGCCACCGCCGGCAACUGCGUCCUCCAGUGGUUCUGGGACUCGGACGAGGCCGGCCAGACCUACCUGAGCUGCAUCGACUUCACCACGAGCGGCACCGGCUCUGCCCCUCCCGCUCCCGCUCCUCCCGCCGCUUCCUCCGCUCCCGUCGUCGAGGAGCCCGCCGCCCCGACCACCACUGCUGCCGCCCCCGCCGUUCCCACCACCACGGCUCCUGCCGCCGGCGCCACCACCUCAGCCGCCGCUCCCGUCGUUGAGGAGCCCGCCGCCCCCACCACCACCGCGGCGCCUGUUCCCACCUCUCCUCCUACCACCUGCAAGCGCCGCCGCGUCCGCCGCAACUCGGCCGCCGCCAAGAAGUACCGCGCCGCCAAGCGCGCCGCCGCCCUCCGCCGUUAA